Molecule: messenger RNA, 1575 nt
Organism: Penicillium longicatenatum
Lineage: Eukaryota; Fungi; Ascomycota; Eurotiomycetes; Eurotiales; Aspergillaceae
Product: ribosome-binding protein NMD3
Exons: 4
Coding region: 1-1575 (524 amino acids)
Biological process (GO): ribosomal large subunit export from nucleus
Cellular component (GO): nucleus; cytoplasm
Molecular function (GO): ribosomal large subunit binding
Source: RefSeq, a predicted model, not a curated record
AUGUCGAUGGAUUUGGAUGCCCCCGUCUAUAUGACGGGGCUGCAGGAUAACAACGUUACUGCCACAAUUCUUUGCUGCAACUGUGGUGCACCUAUUGAUGGAACCACGUCCGCUGGAGCUCUGUGCCAGGAUUGUUUGCGACUAAAUGUCGACGUUUCUCAAGGUAUCCAGCGCGAGGGAACCCUUCACUGUUGCAGAGAUUGUGAGAGAUGGCUCCAGCCCCCCAACAGCUGGGUCGUUGCAAACCCCGAAUCAAAGGAACUCCUUGCAGUCUGUCUGCGACGUCUUCGUGGCUUGUCGAAAGUCCGCAUUAUCGACGCCAGUUUCAUUUGGACCGAGCCUCACUCCCGCCGAGUCAAGGUCAAGAUUACAAUCCAACAAGAGGCUUUCCAGGGCACAAUCAUUCAGCAGACAUUCGAGGUGGAAUAUGUGGUUGCAUCGCAGCAGUGUGAUGACUGCAAGAAGUCAUACACCCAUAACACAUGGCGCGCCGCUGUCCAGGUUCGACAGAAGGUUCCCCACAAGCGUACCUUCUUGUACCUCGAGCAACUUAUCUUGAAGAAUGGCGCCCACAAGGAUACAGUCAACAUCAAGGAGGCGAAGGAUGGCCUCGAUUUCUAUUUCGCUCAGCGAAACCACGCCGAAAAGAUGGUCGACUUCCUGGCUUCCGUCGUCCCUUGCAAGACAAAGAAAUCGCAGGAGCUUAUUUCUAUGGAUAUCCACACCAGCACCAAGUCUUACAAGUUCACAUUUUCCGUUGAAAUUAUUCCCAUAUGCAAGGAUGACCUUGUCGCACUGCCUAUCAAGCUUGCCCGUCAGAUCGGAAACAUCUUGCCCCUUACUCUGUGCUACCGCGUCGGUACCUCUAUCAACCUCUUAGAUCCGACUACCCUCCAAACAUCCGACGUUCCCACAGGAAACUACUGGCGCAAUCCGUUCAAGAACCUUGCCGAUGUGACCGAGCUUAAGGAAUUCAUCGUGAUGGAUAUUGAACCAACUGGUCAGUCAAAUGGCAAAUUCCACCUGGCCGAGGCUACCGUCGCUCGCGCUUCGGACCUGGGAUCGAACGAUAUCACAUACUUCACCCGCACACACUUGGGUGGUGUCCUGCACGUUGGUGACUCUGUGCUGGGUUACCAUCUCAGUGGUACGUUGUAUAACAAUGAUAACUACGAAGCCCUUGAGGCGAGCUCGCAAUACAGCUCGACCCUUCCGGACGUUGUGCUCGUCAGGAAGCACUACGCCCGCAAGAAGAAGCCCAAGAACCGUGCCUGGCGUCUCAAGCGCAUGGCCCGCGAGUACGAGGCCGAGGAGGCUUCUGGUGUUGCCCAGAAGAGCCGUCGCGAGCAGAAUGAUGCCAACCGUCUCGAGGAGGACUUUGAGACAUUCUUGCGUGAUGUUGAAGAGGACCCUGAGUUACGGCAUACUCUGGAUCUUUACAAGGUUCGCAAGGAGCGCCAGGCUGCUGAUGCUAUGGAUGAGGAUGAAGACAAUGAGAGUGACGACGGAGUGCCGGAGAUCAACAUGGAAGAGCUGCUUGAUGACUUUGAUGAGCUGAAUAUGGAUGGAGAAUGA